Molecule: messenger RNA, 10431 nt
Organism: Closterium sp. Naga37s-1
Lineage: Eukaryota; Viridiplantae; Streptophyta; Zygnematophyceae; Desmidiales; Closteriaceae
Source: the annotation of a GenBank genome assembly
AUGAGUUGCUGGGCGCCGUUGGCGCGGCUGGGGGCGUGCGCGCCGAGCAACGGCAUCGUGGCGUGUCUGAACGCGUGCGACGGCCCCACCAUCGACUGCUACGACACCUGCUACACCGACUCCGGCUGGCUCCCACCGCUCUCCACCGCUGAGCUCAUCGCGUUCCCCAUCUCCGCUUGCUGCCUGCUGGCCAUGUCGCUUGUUAUCUCCUGCAUGAUGUCGUCUACUCUCGGACUCGAUAUGGCCACGUUGCAGGUAACCCCCGCUGCUGAUAUCCAGUACUGUUCCACGGUACUGUCCCCCGUUUCCCCCCCGUCUCCCCCAUUUCCCCCCUUCUCCCCCAUUUCCCCUUUUCUCCCCCCCUCCCCCCCCACCCUUCCGCCUCUCCGCGUGCUGCCUGCUGGGCAUGCAGCAAUGGAUGGCGUGGACGAGAGGCUUGGGGCGGCAAUGGAUGGAGUGGACGAGCGGCUGAGGUGGCAGGCUGCCAAGGUGGCAGCGCUGCGCACACGUGGCAGUCUGCUGCUCACCACGCUAUUGGUCGCCAGCACCAGCGUCAACGUCAGCUUCACGCUCUUCGUCUCAGGCGUGUUGGGCAUGGUGAUGGGGUUUGUCCUCUGCGUGCUGCUCAUCCUGCUCUUCGCUGAAACCACUCCUCGCAUUCAUCCCACCCGUUACGCCACUCCCCACUGCUCUCCACCCGCUGCUCCUCCCAGGCGUGUUGGACAUGGUGAUGGGGCGUGUUGGGCAUGGUCAUGGGCUUCAUCCUCUGUGUGCUCCUCAUCCUGCUCCUCACCGUGUUCCACCACUCUCCACCGCUUUCCACCCCGCUCUCCCAGGCGUGUUGGGCAUGCUGAUGGGAUUCAUCCUCUGUGUGCUCCUCAUUCUGCUCUUCGUCGAAAUCGCUCCCCCGGCCAUCUGUGCGCGCCACUCCCUCCGCAUCGCCUCCGCCACCGCAUGGCUCGCCCGCCUGCUGCUGCUGCUGCUCUCGCCCGUGGCUUACCCCGUCAGCCUGCUGCUGGACCGGUGCCUCAACAACCAGGAGGACGAAGAGGAGAGCAGCUUGCGACGUGGGCUCCUGUGCGGGUGAGUGUGCUUUUGUGUGUGGGAAGAGUGGGAGAUGGAGAGGGAGAGGGAAAAGGAGAGGGAAAAGGAGAGUCAGCCACACUCCCUCCGUAUCGCCUCCGCCACCGCAUGGCUCGCCCGCCUGCUGCUGCUGCUGCUGUCGCCGGUGGCAUAUCCCGUCAGCCUGCUGCUGGACCGAUACCUCAACAACCAGGAAGACGAGGAGGAGAGCAGCUUGCGACGCGGGCUGCUGUGUGGGUGAGUGUCCUUGUCGUGGCUCGCCCGUCUGCUGCUGCUGCUACUGCUGCUGCUGCUGCUGUCGCCGGUGGCAUAUCCCGUCAGCCUGCUGCUGGACCGAUACCUCAACAACCAGGAAGACGAGGAGGAGAGCAGCUUGCGACGCGGGCUGCUGUGCGGGUGAGUGUGUGUGCGCGCGUGAGGGGAUGGGGUGACAGAGGCUCCAGCUGUGCGGAUCCCUACUGCAUGAAGCACGGCGGCUCAGCGGGCUCCUCCCCUCGCAUCUACAUCACCAACCCCCUCGCCAACCCGCCCUCCCUCGAAUUCCCCGACACCACCGCCUCUGCCCUCGACACUGGGAGUGCUGCUCCUGCUGCUCCUCCCGCUGCUUCUGCCGGUGCUGCUGCUGCUGCUGGUGGCGCUGCUGCUGGUGCCGCAGCCAUAGCCGUCGGCACAGCAGCAGCAGCAGCAGCAGCAGCAGCAGCAGCAGCGGGUGGUGCUGCCGUUGCUGGCGCAGCAGCAGGAGCAGGAGCAGGAGCCCAGCCUACCUCUGCCUCCUUCUCAUCCCGAGAAGCAGGGGGGGCUGCGGGGGAAACAGGCGAGCAGACGGAGGAGAGGGAUGAAGAGGAAGAAGAGGAGGAGAGUGCGGCGCUGUAUUCAGAGGACAUGGACUCCAACACCAGAAUGCACAUGGCUGGAUUCGGCGCCAUGCCCCCUAGGUCUGGCCAGUCUGGCCAGUACGACUCGAGUCGCUCCAAGCCCGUCAGCGGCGGCAGCGACUCUCCCCUGCGGCGCCGAAUCGAGCAGGCAGCUGACCGGGCCGCUGCUGCUGCUGGUGCUGGUCCCUCCACGCCUGCUGGUGCCAGCACUGGUGGGGGGGAGAGCGGGAGGAAAACGGAGAGUGGGGCGAUAGGAGAGAGUGGAGCGAUCGGAGAGAGCGGGGAUGAGGUGGUGAUGGCGCUGCCUGUGGGGGAGAGUCAGGAGUAUACGAGUGUGGAGGUUGGGGAGGAGGGGGAGGGGUACAGCACUCGGGAGGAGGAGAGUAGUGAGAAGGUGGGGAGGGGAGGGAGAGGAGGGAGUGGGAGAGGAGGGAGAGGAGGGAGUGGGAGAGGAGGGAGUGGGAGAGGAGGGGAGGAGACGGCAGAGGAGUCGGACGAAGUGCCGAUGGCACUGCCAACGUCUUCUGAUGAUGUUGAUACGGAGUCAGACGACCAGAGGAGGAACCUCGGACGGACUCCGCCGCAGCCCCCCCCUCCACCACCCACUCCCGCCACCCCUGCCGCUGAUUCCCCUGCUGGUGCCGCUGCUGCUGGUGUGGUAGCGGGGGCAGCAGUGGGGGCAGCGGCUGGAGCAGCAGCAGCCGCAGCAGCGGGAGGAGGGAUGGGGUUGAGAAGCAGACCAGUGAUGCACGAGACGAUAGUUGAGAUUGGGUCUGAAGGGGAAGGAGAGGAGGAGGAGAGUGAGGAUGAGAGGAGUGAGGAGGAGGAUGUUGUAGAGGCAGAGGCUUAUAGCGGGGAUAGUGGUGCUGUGCAAUCAGGGGCAGCAGGAGGGGUAGCAGCAGGAGCGGCAGGAGCAGCAGGAGCAGCGGCAGCAGGAGGAGCAGCAGUUGGAGGAGCAGCAGGAGCAGCAGUAGGUGGUGCUGGUACCAGUGGUGCUGCUGCUUCCACUUCAGCAGCGUUGACCCCACCACCUGCCAUAGCAGCAGGAGCAGCGGAAGGAGCAGGCACAGCAGGAGCAGCAGAAGCAGGAGGAGGAGCGGCAGGGGCGGGAGGGAUGAGUGUGGCUGAGGGAUUUGCAGCAGCAGCCGCAGCUGUGGGUGCAUUUGCGCUCAUGCCAUUCCGAUGGGGGCAGAAGCAGCCGACGCAGCAGGAGGAGGAGAAGCAGCAGCAGGGUGAGAAGAAGGAACCAUCACCACCAGCAUCCCCAUCAGGGCGGAUACAAGUGGUUGUGCACGGUACAGGGGGGCCAGGAGGGGUAGGAGGACCCAGCAGCAGCAGCGGUGGCAGCUGGAGAGACAACAGCAAGGAUGUUGAUAGCAAGGGAGACUCUUUGCCAGGAGGACCCAUGGGUCCAUCCCCUCUCCCUCCCCCACCUGCUGACCCCCGCCUCUCCGCCUUUCCCCCUACCGCCCCUCCCCCUCCCGCUGGCCCUUCCGCCUCCCCCUCCUUCCCCCUCCGACCCACACCCGCGCCCGCUCCCCCCGCUGCCUUCCCUGCGUCCUCCGAAGCGCCCUCCUUUCCCCUGCGGCCGAUUCCUGCUGGUGCGGCUGCUGAUGCCGCUGCUGGUGCUGCUUUAGCCAGUGGCAGCGGCCGUGGGGGUGGGGGAGAAGCGGCGGAAGAGGGGAGGAGCAUGGGGUUUGAGAGGGACGAGUCUUGGGCCACGGCACCUGAAGGGGGGAGGAGUGUGAGGUUUGGGAGAGAUGAGUCAUAUGCAACAGCAUAUGAUAGUGAAGGGGGUGGUGGCGGUGAGGAGGAGGGUGAUGGAGCCGGUGCUUCUGCUAGCGCUGCUGCUGCUGCAGCAGGGGCAGCAGGGGUGGCAGGAGCGGCAGGAGCAGCAGGAGGGGUAGGUUCGGCAAGUGGUUGGGGAUCGCGCCGGCCGCCGCUAGGUCCGGGAGCAGCAGGUUCGGCAGGCACGCCUGCGUCCUUGGCUCGGGGCCGGCCGACCAGUGCUAGCACCACUGCAUCCCGGAGCUCUGCUGAUUGGUCGAGCCCGGACGAAUCAGAGUUUGAGUCGAGAAAUACUGACACUUUGUUAAGUGCUGAGAGGAGUGUGACUCCUAGCGGGGAUAGGAUGAUGGGGGUUGCGGAUGGAGGGGAGAGAGGGGAGAGAGACAUGGGGGCGAAUGAUGCUUUGACUAGUGCAAUCAUGGCUUCGUCUAUAUCAGCUGCGGCUGCUGUUGAGAUGGCAAGGCAACGGCAGCAGCAGCAGCGACAGGAGGAGGAGGAGAGGCGGAAGCAGGAGGAGCAGGCAGGAGGUGGUUUGAGACAGCAAGGAGGGAGAAGCAGAGGGGGGGAAGGGGAGAGGGAGGGGAGUGAGAGAGAGUGGUCGUUUGCAUCGAGUGAGGAGGAGGAGGAGGAGGAGGAGGAGGAAGAGGAGGUGCCUGUAGGUGAAGUGUUGACGUCAGGAGAGCAAACGAGUGGUCAGAUGCAGCAACAGCAGCAGUGGCAGCAGCAGCAGCAGCAGCAGCAGAUGGGUGUUGCUGCGGCGGGUGCGGGUAGGAGGAGGAAGGAGGUGAGUUUUGAUGAAGGGUUGUCGUCUGGGUCUGCUGUUUCGGCUGCGGUGGUUUCGUCGUCUGCUUCUGGUGUUUAUGGCGGCGCGGGAUGGGGGGAUGGUGAGGGGAAUAGCGGUGUUGUGACUGCUGAGGUUAUUGAGGAGGAGGGUGAAGAGGAGGAGGAGGAGGAGGAAGAAGAAGAGGAUGAGGAUGAGGAUGAGGAUGAGGAUGAGGAGGAGGAUGAGGAUGACGAGGAGGAGGACGAAGAAGAUGAGGAGGAUGAGGAAGACGAAGAGGAGGAUGAGGAAGAAGAUGAGGAGGAUGAUGAGGAGGAGGACGAGGAGGAGGACGAGGAGGAGGAAGAGGAAGAGGAAGAUGAUGAGGAAGAGGAGGAGUAUACAGAGACAGAGGAGGGUACAGAAGAAGUUACGGAGGAGGAAGAGGAGGAGGAGGAGGAAGAGGAGGAGGAGGAGGAGGAGGAGGACGAGGAGGAGGAAGAGGAGGAGGAGGAAGAGGAAGAGGAAGAGGAGGAGGACGAGGGGACAGAAGUCACAGAAGUGACAGAGGAUUAUGAGGAGGAGGGAGAAGGGGAGGAGGAGGAGGACGACGAAGGAGAGGAGGGGACAGAAGUCACUGAAGUGACAGAGGAUUAUGAGGAGGAAGGAGAAGGGGAGGUUGAAGAGGAGGAGGAUGAGGAAGGGGAGGAGGAGGGGACUGAGGCAACGGAAAUGACUGAGGAAUAUGAGGAGGAAACGGAAGAGGAGGAAGAAGAGGGGACUGAAGAGACAGGAGCAAGUGAGGAGUAUGAGGAGGAAGGAGAUGAAGAGGAGGAAGAGACAAUGGAGGGAACAGAGGAGGAAGUGACUCAAGAGACAGAAGAGGAGGAAUAUGAGGAGGAGGAGGAAGAGGAGGAGGACGAGGAGGAGGAAGAGGAGGAGGAAGAGGAGGAAGAGGAGGAGGAGGAGGGGACUGAAGAGAUGACGGAGGAGGGAACGGAGGUGACUGAAGAGGAGGUGACUGAAGAGGUGACAGGAGAGGAAGGAACGGAGGUGACAGAAGAAGUGACAGGGGAAGAGGUGACUGAAGGGACAGGAGCAAGUGAGGACUAUGAGGAGGAGGAAGAGGAAGAGGUGACUGAAGAGGAGGUGACAGGGGAAGAGGUGACUGAAGAGACUGAGGAGACAGAAGAGACUGAGGGAACAGGGGAGGGGGAGGAAGAGGAGGAAGAAGAGGAGGAAGAGGAGGAGGAAGAGGAGGAGGAAGAGGAGGAAGAAGGGACGGAAGGAGAUCAGGGAGGGUCAUUCUAUGGAGAGGAGGAGGAAGGGGGGGAGGGGGAGGUGACAGUUCACACUAUAGGCGAGGAGCAAACGAUUGAUGAUGAUGUGACUUCUAUGACUGAAUCCCAGCUUGCCUUAUAUGAUGAAGUGGGGCAGAUGGUAACGGAGACAGAAGGGGAGACGGAGAGUGAGGGGAGUUAUGAUGGCGUUCCAGGUGCUGGGGCGGGUGGGGCGGGAGAGGGCGAGGGAGAGACGGAGGGGGAGACGGAGGGAGAGGAGGAAGAGGGGGAGGAGGAGGAGGAGGAGGAGGAAACAGAGGAGGGAACAGAGGGGGAAGGGGAGGAAGAGGAGGAAGAGGAAGAGGAAGAAACAGAGGAGGGAACAGAGGGGGAAGGGGAGGAAGAGGAGGAGGAGGAGGAAGAAACAGAGGAGGGAACAGAGGGGGAAGGGGGAGAAGAGGAGGAGGAGGAAGAGGAAGAAACAGAGGAGGGAACGGAGGGGGAAGGGGAGGAAGAGGAGGAAGAGGAAGAAACAGAGGAGGAAACGGAGGGGGAAGGGGAGGAAGAGGAGGAAGAGGAAGAAACAGAGGAGGGAACAGAAGGUGAAGGGGAGGAAGAGGAGGAAGUGACAGAGGAGGAAGAAGAGGAGGAGGAGGAGGAGGAGGAGGAGGAGGAGGAGGAGGAGGAGGAGGAGGAGGAGGAGGAGGAGGAGGAGGAGGAGGAAGAGAAGGAGGAAGAGGAGGAGGAAGAGGAGGAGGAAGAGGAAGAGGAGGAGGAGGAGGAGGAAGAGGAGGAGGAAGAGGAGGAGGAUGGAUCGAUAAGUGUGGUGCCUCUGAAGGAAGAGAGUAGCAGAGAGCAGGACACAGGGGAGGGAGGAAAACAGGGCUCGUCACAAGAAGAGGCAGAGACAGAGGAAGAGACAGAGGGAGAGACAGAGGGAGAGACAGAGGGAGAGGGAAGCAGCACAGAGGGAGAGGAGGGGGGAGGGAGAGAGGCGGGGUAUGCUGCGAUUGCAGCGGCAGCAGCCGUGGUGGCGGCGGCAGGCGGUGGUGCCUCUGCUGCUGCUAUUCGCAUGCAGCAAGCUGGGAGUUUCAACCGCGAGAUGGGAGCUGGUGGUGCUGCUGGUGAUGGCGGGGGUAUGUGGGGUGGGAGCAGGCGAGGCAGCAGGCAGAACACAAACGAAUGGCCUGCCCCUCAGUCAGUACAGCAGCAGCAGCAGGGGAGCAGAGCAGGCAGCAGGCAGAACACGAAUGAAUGGCCCACUCCUCAGUCGGUCCAGCAGCAGCAACAGCAGGGGAGCAGAGCAGGCAGUAGGCAGAACACCCAAGAGUGGCCGGCUCCUCAGUCGGUCCAGCAGCAGCAACAGGGGAGCAGAGCGGGGAGCAGGCAGAACACCCAAGAGUGGCCGGCUCCUCAGUCGGCUCAGCCGCAGCCACAGGGGAGCAGGCAGGGCAGCAGGCAGAACACUCAAGAGUGGCCCACACCCGCUUCAAUCCAGAAGCAGCAGCAGGCGGGAAGCAGACCGAGCAGCCGACCAGGCAGCAGGCAGAACACCCAAGAAUGGCCGUCUCUACACGAAACAGGAGGCGCAGGAGCAGGAGGAGGAGGAGGAGCGGUGGUAAUGCCACUCGAAGCCCCGUCCGUCCCUCUGAGACACAUUGACUCUUCCGCGCGGCUGGCCACUGGGAGCACUGACCAGAGCGAUCCGAACUGGCGCGCGCACCUGCGGCCGGCAGGCCCGCUGGCUAGCAGUCAGCCGGAGAGCAACAGCCGGCAAAACACUGUUGACUGGAAGGCAGCGCUAAGACCCGCUGGAGAGAGAGGGGUUGGGGCCGUUGGGCCUAGUCCGCGAGCCAGCCCACAUGUCAGCCCCCACCCUAGUAGACAUGCGAGUCCCCACCCUAGCAGGCGCACCAGUCCUCAUACCAGUAGGGUCAACACUAAGGAAUGGCCGGGAGGGAGUGGGGUGAAUGGCCACAGCAGCAGUAGAGUUGAGCCCGAUCCGGAUGGUGUUGCCGCUGCUGCUGCAGGUGCAGGUGUUGCUGUGGGUGCUGGUAAUGGUGCAGACGGUGCGGGGGGGUUGAAUGCGAUACAGCAGCGGAUUCUGGAGUGGCAGCAAGCUGCAGGCUCGUCCACUCCCCACACUCCUCGCAGUUCAGGGGGCUCGCAGGGGAAUUCCCAAGGCAACUCCCAAGGCAACUCCCAAGGCAACUCCCAAGGCGACUCCCAAGGCAAUUCCCGAGGCAACUCGCCAGGUUUGGAAGGGCUGGAUCGGGGUAGCAGCGGGAGGCUGAGUAGGAGCGGCAGCAGUGCGAGCGGUUACACUGAAGGGGAUAAUGAGGAGGACAAUGAGGAGGAUAAUGGUGGGGACGGGGCGGGUGGGGACGGGGAUGGGGCGAGUGUUGCAAGCGGGGCCAGUAUCGGCAGCAGCGGCAGGGGGAGCAGCAAAAGGAGUGGCUUCAGUGGGAGGUAUGAGGGGAGUUAUUUGGAUAUGAGUGACCAUAGCUCAGGGUACCUUCCUUACCGAUCCUCCCCUUUGCCUCGGGUAAAGGCCGAGCCUCAAAAGUUGGCUCCAGGUCCGGCAUUGUAUGGUGGGUUUUCUUGGCUCGAUGCAGGGUCGAGGAGCGGAAGAGGUGGGACAGGUUCGGCGGGCGGAGCAGGUCCGGGGGCAGGUUCGGGUGCAGGCGCUGCAGAUUCGGGAAAUGCAGGUUCGGGUGAGGGGCGAGAAGGGAGCGAGGGAGUGGGGGCUGGACACAGGGAGGCUGAAGGGGGAACGAGAGAUGGAGUGAGAGGGGGGGAAGGGCACAGUAGGCAUGGGCGCCCGGACCUCGUUCCAGAGCUGAGCCUCGAACCGAAGCUAGAGGCUCGGGAGGAGCAGGAAGGGAGUAGAGGCAUUGGGGAAGGAGGGGUGCAAGGGGCGAGCUGGAGAAGUCAUGGGACAGAAGUAACUGGUGAGAAUGGUGAGACUGGUGAGGGGGAAGGGGAGGAGAGCGAGGAGGGGAGUGAGGAGGGGAGUGAGGAGGAGGAAACAGAGGAAGUGACAGAAGAAGUGACAGAGGAAGGGAGUGAGGAGGGGAGUGAGGAGGGGAGUGAGGAGGAGGGAACAGAGGAAGUGACAGACGAAGUGACAGAGGAAGGGAGCGAGGAGGGGAGUGAGGAGGAGGAGGGAACAGGGGAAGUGACAGAGGAAGGGAGUGAGGAGGUGACUGGGGAGGCAGAAGAGACAGAGGGAGAGACAGAGGGAGAAACGGAGGGAGAAACAGAAGGGGAGACAGAAGAGGAAACCGAGGGAACAGAAGGUACUGGGGAAACAGAGGAAACAGGAAUGACUGGCGAGACAGAAGAAACUGGGGAAGAGGAGGAGGAGGAAGAGGAAGAGGAGGAGGAUGAGGAGGAAGAGGAGGAAGAGGAGGAGGAAGAGGAGGAGGAGGAAGAAGAGGAGGAUGAGGAGGACGAGGAGGAGGAAGAAGAGGAAGAGGAAGAAGAGGAGGAAACGGAGGAGGGAACCGAGGGGGAAGGGGAGGAAGAGGAAGAGGAGGAGGAAGAGGAGGAAGAGGAAGAGGAGGAGGAAGAGGAGGAAGAGGAAGAGGAGGAGGACAAUGUUGAUCAAUUCAACACACAUAACGCCCUCCCACCCUUAUACAGACACCAGCACCAGCAGCAGCAGCAGCAGUCCCAGCACCCUCCCCUGCAUCCCAGUCUCAAGACCCACACCAGCGCCGCCACUGGCCCUUCCGCCUUCCCUCCCCGCACCUCUGGCCGAAGCAGCCGGCAGGUUUCCUUCCAGGAGGAUGUUCAGCCGGCAGCUAGCAGGCUAGCCGGCAGUUCUGGUGCCACUGGGAGUGGGGCCUAUGGGAGCGGGAGCUUCGGGGGGAGGUUAGGGAGUGGGAACUAUGGGGGGGGUGGUGUGGGGGGGGGAGGGGAUUAUGGGGCGAGGCUGGGGAGGAGUAAUCUUGCGGGGGAGCAAGGGAGUGGGAAUUAUCGGGGAGAGGAGGCGUAUGGGAGUGGGAAUUACGGGAGUGAGGCAUAUGGGAGUGGGAACUAUGCCAAGGGGCAUGCCUUGGGGAGUGGGAACUAUGGGAGUGAUGGGUACGGCAGUAGUGCAUAUGGCGGGAGUGGUAACCACGGCGCGAUGUUACAUGGGGCUGGGGGGAGCGGGCUGGGCGGCAGACUAGGAAGUGGGGGCGGGGUGGGCGGCAGAUUGGGGAGUGGGAAUAUGGGGAGUGGGAAUAUGGGGAGUCAGGUCAGUGGGAGUGGGAACUACGCAGGGAAACUAGCCCCUGUGAGGUCGCCCAGUGAUAGUGGGCAGAGUGAGGGGCAAAGAGAGGGAGAGAGCGGAGGAGAGGGAGGAGUGGGAGAAGAGAGAGGAGGGAAGGGAGGGGGAGGAGGGCCGAUUUGGGAGACGGACGAGGAGCAGAGUCAGGCAACAAUGAGCAUGGAGAGGGGGGAGGAGCAUCGAAGCAUGGAGAGGCAGGAGGAGGAUCAAAGAAUGGCGACGCAGGAGGAGGAACGUGGCAUGGAUGCAGCAGCGGCUCAAGCACCACCGCAAGCAGCACAAGAACCAAUGAGUGCAGCUGACGCAUCUGCCUCACCUCCCAAGUCAGUGAAGAAAGGAGGAUGGCUGGAGAACCUGUGGGGCAAGUAG